Drosophila willistoni is the source of this 313-nucleotide messenger RNA. RefSeq names its product metallothionein-4. Bases 59 to 196 code for a protein of 45 amino acids. Gene Ontology annotation, molecular function: metal ion binding. Lineage: Eukaryota; Metazoa; Arthropoda; Insecta; Diptera; Drosophilidae. The record is from RefSeq and is a predicted model, not a curated record. The transcript has 2 exons.
GCAAAAAAAAAACUUGAUUGUUUAAACAAAUCAUCCAACUAUCCAAAAGUUCAACAAGAUGCCAUGCAAAGGAUGCGGAAACAACUGCCAAUGCACAGCCGGCAAAUGCGGUGGAAACUGUGCAGGAAAUCAGCAAUGUCAAUGCGCCGCCAAGAGUGGAUCCGGAACUGGGUCAAAAUGCUGCCAGGCCAAGUGAAUGGCAAUCCUUGAUUGUUAUUUGAAUAUAAAUUAAUUAAAUCUAGUACUUUAAUUAGUCUUUGCCAAUUAUGACUGAUCAAAUUAAAUAAACUUAGAAUAUUAUGUUGUAACUUAA